UAGCGCUGCGAGUUGUGAAGCCCAGACGGUGCUAAUGUGUGAAGAAGGACAACGUAACAACAUGUGUCUUUAUUUUUUCUCUCUCCAAAACUCGAACACCGAGUGAAUCUGUCACAUUGUUUUCUUUUUUUUUUUUUCUCACCGAGCGAACGGCCGACGAUAAUGUCGGCGAUAUGUAAGCUCUGCUUUUCAGACUUUGGAAAACAAAUCGGGUAUUGUCGGUGAAUUCUCGGGAGAUGGCAGAAUAGUUCGACCUCUGCCAGUUAACCGAGCCCUCAUAAAAGCACUUUGACAAACUGACCCACAAGGUCUACAAUGACAGCUGGGGACAUGUUUCUCUUGGUUUUGAUCAUCCUGGUCCUUCCCUGUUCUUGCUUGGAAGGUGAGGGCAGUGUGAGAAACUCUGUAUGUUUGUGUGAUGGAUCGUCCUGCAGCAGUGGGGACCGAUGUGUCGGCAGGCGGUGCUUCACCUCUCUCUCAGUACUGAACGGGACAUCAGUCCUUCAGAAGGGCUGCGUUGUGGAUGCCGAAGAAGGGUCCACGCGCUGCGGAAGCCCACCGUCUCCUGAGCUGGUGAUAGAGUGCUGUGAGGGGGAUUUGUGCAACAUGAAUGUCUCCUUGCAGUCGCCGGUGAAAGAUGUAGAACUGUCUGCUAGCAGACCAGUCCUCAGAGACCAGGAGUGUGUAUGCGAGGGCGUCGUGUGUGAGCGUGACCAUCGCUGCACAGGGCAGCAGUGUUUCUCCUCCCUGAAGAUGAUUGAUGGGGUGGCCGUCCAACAGAAGGGCUGCCUGAGGGACGACGAGGAGGGCAGUGCCACCUGUGCCAUGCCACCCUCAUCGGCCCAUGUUGUCAAGUGCUGCCAGGGCCAUCUGUGUAACAUGAACGUCACUGUGCAAGCUCCCGGGAAAGAGGAGGAAGUGAAGCCCCUGAUCAAACAGGAACAUGAGUGUGUGUGCGAAGGCAGCUCAUGUGUAACAGGCAAUCGCUGCAUGGGCCACCAGUGUUUCUCUUCUCUGACAGUCAACGCCGGCUCUCUCGUGUACCAGAAAGGCUGCUUUAAGGUUUAUGAGCAGAGCACGAUGACCUGUAAGACCCCACCUUCCAGAGACCAGAUUGUGGAGUGCUGCCAGGGGCCCCUGUGUAACAUGAACAGCACCGUAGAGCUGCCUGUCAAAGCUGAUGAGCUGCAAAACUACAGUGUGACCACACUGGCUAUUGUCAUCGUGGCACCCAUCAUCGUCCUCAUCAUCCUCUCUGCUAUCGCUAUCCUGGUGUUUAGACGCAUCCACCACAACCAAAUGGAGAGACUGACAUCACGAGAUGCUGAAUAUGGAACAAUCGAUGGCCUUAUAGCAUCAAACGUUGGGGAGAGCACUCUGGCGGAUUUGCUGGAUCAUUCCUGCACUUCAGGCAGUGGCUCAGGACUCCCAUUCCUUGUUCAGAGAACUGUUGCUCGACAAAUUACGCUCAAUGAGUGUGUGGGUAAGGGUCGCUAUGGUGAAGUGUGGAGGGGUCAGUGGCAGGGGGAGAGUGUCGCUGUCAAAAUCUUCUCCUCCAGAGACGAGAAGUCCUGGUUCAGAGAGACUGAGAUCUACAACACAGUGCUGCUGAGACACGAGAACAUCCUCGGCUUCAUAGCUUCAGACAUGACCUCCAGGAACUCCAGUACUCAGCUGUGGCUGAUCACUCAUUUCCAUGAGAUGGGCUCCUUGUAUGACUACCUUCAACUCAGCACCCUUGAUGCAUCCAGCUGCCUCCGCAUGGCGCUCUCCAUCGCAAGCGGUUUGGCACAUCUCCAUGUAGAGAUCUUCGGGACACAGGGCAAACCGGCUAUCGCCCACAGAGACCUCAAGAGCAAAAAUAUAUUGGUUAAAAAGAAUGGACAGUGCUGCAUUGCUGACCUUGGUCUGGCAGUUAUGCAUUUUCAGGACACCAACGAGCUGGAUGUGGGGAACAACCCUAAAGUGGGUACAAAGCGCUACAUGGCCCCUGAGGUGCUUGAUGACUCUAUCCAGAUGGACUGUUUUGAGUCCUACAAGAGAGUUGACAUCUGGGCCCUGGGCCUCGUGCUGUGGGAGAUUGCCAGGAGGACGGUCAGCAAUGGUAUUGUAGAGGACUACAAGCCACCUUUUCAUGACGUGGUCCCAAGUGAUCCCAGUUUUGAGGAUAUGAAGAAGGUUGUGUGUGUGGAUCAGCAGAGGCCCAACAUCCCUAACAGAUGGUUUUCAGACCCAACUUUAACCUCCAUGGCCAAACUCAUGAAGGAGUGCUGGUACCAGAACCCAUCAGCCAGAUUAACAGCAUUACGCAUCAAAAAGACUCUCACAAAGAUCGACAACUCUCUGGACAAAAUCAAAACAGACAUUUGAGCCUGCCUCAGGAAGAAGAGGCAGACAUAUACUAAAGGCCUUUGAAGACAUCCAGAGGGUGGACCAUCCUAGAGAAAUCUCAGAAGACAAAAGACUUUAAUGGGCUCGGUGCCCUUAUAGUGGCGCAGACCUAUAUUUAUUUUAAAACACUUGGCGGGACACAUUUUGGCAUCCAAAGAUGGCUUACCGGGCAUUCCUGAGACUGCCAGUGGUCUUGGAAAUAGGAAAAUAUCUACUCAACUUAUAACACUGUAGAAAUGUUCUUCAAGGAAGAAACUGUUAACUGGGCAUUUGAGUAGGCUUGCUUUUGUUAGAACCGCAGAUUUUGUUUGACACUUUUUUUUUUUUAGUUUGAAAAACGUCAGAACAUAUUAGCAGUUUCACUUUAUCUCUGUAAUCGUACUGCAUUGUUUGUUUGAUUUCUGGUGGAUUCAUUUGGAAAAGAGGUCAACUUGCCAAUUGAACUUGCCAAUUUAUUCAGCAUACUUUCGGAAACAGUAAGGAUCACAGCAAGGAGUGUUGUGUUUUACUUUGUGCGCCGCGCACCUCUGUUUACAAUUCUGUCAGAACAAGUUUCUUGGGAUCUCAUCUAUCCAGUAACAUUUAGUUGUACAGCUGUGUCAAUGGCACUGUUCUUUUCCUGAUAAAUAUCGUCCAACUGAAGGUACUCUGUUUCAGACUUUUUGUAUAUCACCAUGGAUUUUACAUUGAUUAUGUACCUGUUCUAUGUUUUGUUUCUUCAGCUUUACAGACACAAAUGCUAAAAGAACAAAUAAAAUAUCUGCUAGAAGACGCUGAACUCUGUUUCUCCAGAGGCCUGUAAGUAAGCCUCUAAAGCCUGUAUAUUGUCUUAACGCGUGCAUUGUUGUCUUAAUGCGUGCAUUGUCAAGUAAAUGAAGUCAAACUUCAGCCUUUUUUUUUUUUAUUUCUUUAUCGUUUUAUAUCAAUUAGUGAUUUAUAUUAAUUAAAUAGAAAACAUGUAUUUUAUCUG
Messenger RNA from Toxotes jaculatrix (banded archerfish), 3361 nucleotides. RefSeq names its product activin receptor type-1-like. Gene Ontology annotation, molecular function: SMAD binding; transforming growth factor beta receptor activity, type I; ATP binding. The transcript has 12 exons. NCBI's taxonomy places the organism in Eukaryota, Metazoa, Chordata, Actinopteri, Toxotidae. Gene Ontology annotation, biological process: heart development; protein phosphorylation; dorsal/ventral pattern formation. The coding region runs from base 316 to 2370 and encodes 684 amino acids. Gene Ontology annotation, cellular component: BMP receptor complex; plasma membrane. The record is from RefSeq and is a predicted model, not a curated record.